GACUUUGACAUUAUUUUGUGAAAUGUGAAAUUUGUGAAAUAAAACUGCAAUUUGCAAUGGUUAUUGUUUAUUUUAUUAAAAAGAAAAACCGAUAUAAGGCAAAGUACUAUAAUCUAAUAAAAAAAUUGAUGCACAGUUUUACUCACAAACAUAUUUUGCAUGUAUUACCAGCUUUAUUGAAACAAUAACAAUUCAUAAUUAAAGUAGAUAAAAUUUUGAGUAUGUAAUAUUAUUUGAUAUGUAAUAUCAUUGAGUAUUAAAACCAUGAGUGAUAUUGAAAUAAAUGAGGCUCUUGCCUCAUUAGAGUUGGUUAUGUCGGAAUUCAACGCUCCAACAACUAGCAACUUCAGGAAAAGGGAGAUUGAAAUUAUGUUAGAAAACUUUUUCAAUAAUAGGGAUUCAUGGAAACAUUGUUUAUUGUUUUUCCAAAAAUCGCAGAAUCACUAUGUUCUCAUGUUUAUACUAAAUACCCUAGAGAAUAUAAUAAAUAGACAAUGGUUUCAUUUAACAGACAAUGAGAAAGUGCAAAUACGACAAACUUUAAUAUAUGAGUUAAUGACUAAACAUGAGGUCAUGUUAUAUUUUAUACGAAAUAAAUUAGCUGCACUCAUUGUUGCCAUAGCACGUAAUGAUUGGCCACAUCUCUAUCCAGACUUUUUCAAUAAUAUUGUUGAGUUAUUGAAAUGUGAUGGUCGGCGUUGCAUUGUGGGUUUAGUUUUAGCACAGACAGCUAGUGAAGAACUGGGUGCUGCUCGAGACACUGGAGUAUUGUUACCGUCGGCAAGACGUAAUCAAUUGGAACGGUUAAUGCUUAAAGGGAUGCCACAAAUGUUGGCAGCAUUAAGCAGUAUUUUGGAAAAGCAUGCACAGAAAGAAGGACAGUCAAACCCCCCACCAUCACCAACGGGAGGGAUGCCACAAACCUCAGUUCUGCCUGAUUUAUUGGCCAAUGCUCAUGAUGUACAAGCUACUGAUAAAACCUUAAAUAUGGAAAUAGUAGUGAAGACUCUUACUACUCUUCAACAUUUAUUUUCUUGGCUGCCUUUAUCGUCUCAUGUUCCACCUUCGCUUGUUACUACUGUGUUUUAUUGGGGAAGUGUGGCGACACAAUCACAGAGUAUGGAAGCGGCGCUUGCCGGGCUGGGCGGCGUGUGCGAGCUGCUGUACCGGCGGUACGCGCCGCCGUCGUCCGCCGCGACCGCACUGCGGCUGCACCACUGCGCGCUGCGGCUGCUGCGCCACCUCACGCACCACGCGCACCACAUGCACCGUGCGCAACACGAUUACUUAAAUAAACUAGCAGAGUUUUUGAAGUUGUUUGUAUCAUUGCAUUUCAAGCGACUUGAGGCUGAACCAGAAUUUGAUGCUAUUGAAUUCCUUUCUUAUUUAUUCCAAUUUACAUUCCAGGUGCCUACAUGUGCUACAUUUAUUAGUUGUUUAGAUAUUUGGUUACAAUUUAUUGAUGUGUUGAAACCAGAAGAUACGGCUAAGUACUGGGAAGCUUUACAAGCGCUUGUUAAUGGUAUUCUUAACAAAAUUCAGUUUCAACAUAACAAGGCCCAAUUGCAGCAACUGGAUAACGAUGUAUGCGACGAUGACGGUGAAACUGAAUGGCAGACAUUCCUUAAACAUUGCAUAGAAUGUAUUGCAAGAGUUGCUGACUUAGCGCCCCUGGAAGUUUUCACUGCAGUGAUGGAGCGCUGGCAGGGGUUGGCGGGCGUGCACGCUCGCGCAGUGGGGCGCGGGCCUGGCGCUGCGCCCCCCGCGGCCGACGGCGACCGCUUGUUGGCCGCCCUGCUGGAUUUGGCCACACUGACUAGGUUAUUGGGCCGGUUGGCGCCUGCGCUGCUAAGCGAAGCGGAGUGCGGUGGCGGCGGGGGCGGGGGGGAGGUCGCGUCGGCGAGCGGCGCGGCGGCGAGCGCGGCGGGCGCGGCGCUGGUGGAGCGGUGCGCGGGCGCGCUGGCGGGCGCCGCGCUCACCCGCCCGCACCGCACCGCCGCGCCCGCGCACGCCAACGCGCACGUCAUCCUUCAUGCUGAGAUGUUCGCCUGCAUGGGUGCGUGGUGUUGUUAUGCAAAUGACUGUAAUGUGCCGGCACAAACUAUGGAAGGACUUUUCACAUCCGCUGUACCAUUUUUAAUUCCUCAUGAGGUACCAGAACCUCCGUUAUUGUGCCAUGCUGCAGCGCAUUUAUUACUAAGCUUGUCAAAGAAUGUUAAAUAUUCCCGAGACCCGAUCACUUUAUUAGGGGAUCUUUAUCAUCAUGCAGAAAGAUCACUUCACUAUUUGGAACCUAAGACAGCGGCGGUGGUCCGCGAGGCGCUAGUGUCAAUGUCGCUGUCCCGCGGGGCGGGGGCGGGCGCGGGGGCGGGCGCGGGCGGCGAGGCGGCGCGCGCGCUGGUCGCGGCGUGGGCGGGCGCGCUGUCCGCCGCCGGGCCCAAGCUGGCGCUGCCGCCGCUCACGGACCUGCUGCACGCGUUCGCGGCCGCGCCAACUAAUGCCAAGAAGAUCAUAGCAGAAGGCAUUCAAUGGGCUGCCGAGAGCUCCCUGCGUAUGUUGUGCGACCCGGCUUAUUCGAACGCGGAAUCGGAGAUAACAGAUUUCUUCCUGGCUCUCUUCACCGCAUUGUUGCCGCAACUUGGGAGUUUUGCCUACACUGCCAUUGAAGUGUUUCUGGAGGUCGCACAAAAGGAGACGGGCGACAGCGAAGGCAGCCUGGAGCGUCUGGUGGAGUGCGUGCGGCUGGGCGUGGAGGCGGGCGGCGCGGGCGUGCGCGUGAGCGCCGUGCUGGCGCUGCUGCACCAGCGCGUGCUGCCGCGCGCCGCGCCGCACGCGCCCGCGCUCGCCCGCGCCGCGCACCGCCUGCUCUCCAGCGUGCUGGUGCACCGGUGGCGCUACUUCUUCCCGCACAAGGUGGAGGCGGCGGAGGGCGCGCGGCGGCUGGACGAGCUGCGCGGCGCGCUGGCGGCGCUCGGCCGCGCGCUGCUGCUGCCCGACAUCGAGCUGCUGCGCAUCAACAUCACCACACUCGACCUGCUCAACACCAAGUGGAAACUCUUCCACAAGGCGGUGUUCCGCGCGGAGUUCCUGUGCGAGUUCCUGUCGGUGCUGGUGGCGGGCGCGUGCGAGGGCGGCGCGCGCGCGCUGCUGCGCGACGAGGCGCUGGGCUGCGCGCACGCGAUGGCCACGCUCGACUUCACCGCCUUCCGCCUCGCCUUCCUGCCGCGCUUCCUCGCCUCGCUCGACCUCGCGCCGCACCACGCCGCGCACCUCGCCGACUUCCCGCCGGAUACGGAUCUGCCAACUUUUACACAAAACAUUAUCCGUUUGAUGAACGACGUGAACUGUUAUAGAGCUUACAAAUCGCUGCCUAUUCCCGUGAUAGACGCCUAAAAAUUCACCCAAUAUUCAAUAGUGCUGUGAUAUGGUCGUUAUGUUUGGCAUUAUAUAUGAAAAUUAAAUAUUGUUAUUCAUUGGUCUUUUCCAAAAACAAAACAUAUUUAGUAGAAAAUUGGGAGAAGAUAAAGAAAUCGGUUUAAAAGGAUGAAUUUGUUUAAUUUAUCAUAUACUUGUAACUUGUACGAUGUGUUAAAAAUAAUUUACUAGUCAAGUACUUUAUAAUAUAAAUAUCGUCUUUUAUUAAGACUAAUGUUUUUUCCUAAUAAAGUGAUCCUUUUGUCAAAUACAGAUCGCAAAUAACUAUUUACACACUCAUUUGUAAGUACAGCCACCAUCUCUAAACAAGUAGAUAUAAAAACAUAUAUUACCCAUUUAGUUUUAGCUCAUUUGUAUAUCUUUACUUAAUAUUGUCUUUAAUAUCUUUGUAUCCCGAUUUUUUCCUUCUAUUAGUAAGUUGUUGGUU
This is a messenger RNA of Zerene cesonia (dogface butterfly), 3862 nucleotides long. RefSeq names its product exportin-6 (gene ebo). Bases 265 to 3393 code for a protein of 1042 amino acids. Lineage: Eukaryota; Metazoa; Arthropoda; Insecta; Lepidoptera; Pieridae. Gene Ontology annotation, biological process: protein export from nucleus. Gene Ontology annotation, molecular function: nuclear export signal receptor activity; small GTPase binding. The transcript has 21 exons. The record is from RefSeq and is a predicted model, not a curated record.